This is a messenger RNA of Porites evermanni, 3796 nucleotides long. NCBI's taxonomy places the organism in Eukaryota, Metazoa, Cnidaria, Anthozoa, Scleractinia, Poritidae. The record is from the annotation of a GenBank genome assembly.
UGUCACAAAACGAGGCCACCGCCCCUUCAAAUAAAGAUGGACCUAAAGAAAGCUAUCACAGAGAGCUUCCAAGUUUGCAAAAGGUGUGUUCGUGAAUUUCUAUUUAUUUAAACAACAAUUUUAUAUUUAACGGAAUAAAGAAAUUUAAGUACCAUUAUACUUAAACUGAAGUGUUGAAACUAGGAAACGUAAGAGGCUGUGGUUGUCAAAAUGUUAAUAAGGCAAUUUCGAACCACUUUUUGUGAACUGCUUCUCGGUUUUCGCUUGCACUAAACAGGUUGGAAUAUUUGAAAUUUAUUAAGAUCAUACUGACUUUCGUACGUUAGAUGAGAUUGCUCUUACAUUCCAACGAAACUUUAGUAUAAACAGUUGAGAUGAUAAUAAGACUUGUGACAAUUUAAUUUUUGGAUUGAUAGUGAAUCCUGUGACUUAAUUGCAAUAUAGUUGUAAAUUAUUGAUUAGUUUUAGCAUUUUUUAUAUGUUUCUGUUAUUUUUGACCAGCUUUUGGCUAAAUUGCUCUGAAGAAAACAGGCAACCAUUUGCCAUCCAACCUUGAUUCAGACCUCAUAUGAUAUAACCAGACCACGCGUAAACUCUCGCGCGCGUAAAUGGAUUGCGACAGAGCCUGAAUGAUUACUACUGUGUUAAACAUUGAANAACGACAAAUUUUAUUCAUUUUUUCCUCGGUCUACAACAGCGGGAUUUUGAUGGAACUAAUGUCACAAAACGAGGCCACCGCCCCUUCAAAUAAAGAUGGACCUAAAGAAAGCUAUCACAGAGAGCUUCCAAGUUUGCAAAAGGUGUGUUCGUGAAUUUCUAUUUAUUUAAACAACAAUUUUAUAUUUAACGGAAUAAAGAAAUUUAAGUACCAUUAUACUUAAACUGAAGUGUUGAAACUAGGAAACGUAAGAGGCUGUGGUUGUCAAAAUGUUAAUAAGGCAAUUUCGAACCACUUUUUGUGAACUGCUUCUCGGUUUUCGCUUGCACUAAACAGGUUGGAAUAUUUGAAAUUUAUUAAGAUCAUACUGACUUUCGUACGUUAGAUGAGAUUGCUCUUACAUUCCAACGAAACUUUAGUAUAAACAGUUGAGAUGAUAAUAAGACUUGUGACAAUUUAAUUUUUGGAUUGAUAGUGAAUCCUGUGACUUAAUUGCAAUAUAGUUGUAAAUUAUUGAUUAGUUUUAGCAUUUUUUAUAUGUUUCUGUUAUUUUUGACCAGCUUUUGGCUAAAUUGCUCUGAAGCAAACAGGCAACCAUUUGCCAUCCAACCUUGAUUCAGACCUCAUAUGAUAUAACCAGACCACGCGUAAACUCUCGCGCGCGUAAAUGGAUUGCGACAGAGCCUGAAUGAUUACUACUGUGUUAAACAUUGAAAUUAACGAUUCUUAUUAGGAAUGGAAAAGAUUCGCAAAGAUCGUCAUCAGAGCCACACCUCGUGUGACAUAACUACAUUACGCACGACGUCUCGCGUGAACUCUCACGAGAAUAGAUUGCGACAGGGCCAGACUAAUUACCAUUAUGUUAGGCAUUAGAAUUUACUAUACUUAUUACAAAUGGAAAAGAGUCGCAAUGAUCGUAGCCUGUACACAGACGUUGUUUUAUUUUUCUUUUCGAAAACAUUGGCGAGCGCGAGUUCUUCUUCCCCCACCCCCUUAUGCUGGGGGUCAAUAAAUCCCCCCGCAGUUGUAUUUUUUAUCACGCGCGCUCAACGGACCUUUGAAGAGAAAAUAGAGGGCCUGCGAACAGGCUACAAUGAUCUUCACCAGAGUCCUUAAUCUUAGUAAUGUUGCUUUUCUUGCAAACCUUUUUCGGUUUAAAGACGGCUUUUCAAAAUUGCAAAUGAUUUCAAAAACUAAAGCAUUUUCGUAUAUUUUUCUCCGUUUCUCUUCACGCAGCUCUCUGACGCUUAAUUGAGCCAUUUCACUUUUUUUUACUCAGCUCGUCAUCUUUUCAAUUUUCAGCUCAGCCCGCAGACUCGACGAUCUUCCUCAGGCAGACCUGUCUAUCAGACCAGUCUAUCAGAUCCGCCCCAGAUCAGACCGCCACACCAGACCACCAGAUCAGAUUACCCCACCAGACCACAGACCACCAUCCUUGACUACUCAAGCUUCCAGUCAUCACAGCAUACCCAACCUAUUGAAAUGGUACAGGUCAGGUGCAUUCCUUAUGGGUUGGGUGAAGGGGGGUAUAUAGAGCUCUGAAUGAACCUUGCAAAGCAUACUUUCCACACACUUUCGGCCUGAAUUUUCCGGACUUUUUUGUCGGCUUAACUUAAUUGUAGUUAGAUUAGCUAGCGGGGUUUCCCGGGCUGGUAAGGGCCUCCCCUGCCCUUUUUCUUAAGUUGGGUUCCUUUGCAGGUGUUCGGUCAGCGACGAGAGUUCGGCUUUUAGAAAUAGGCUAGGCUUUUUGGAUUCCGUUCGGCUUCAUCUUCGGCUACAUAUUUUGCGCAUUGCCAGAUGGAUUUCGCCACCGCCGUUGUCGUCGUCGUCGUCUUCACUACAACCUCCCGCUUAUUUGCGCGAAAUUGAAUUGAUCUAUCACACUUCACUUGAUAGUCUUGGCGCUCGUCAAGUGAAGCUUUCAUCCGCAAGGUUCAACCAGACAGUGAUUAUUCUAAGAAAUAACUUAGUAAACUAGAGACUUCAGAUCAUUCAGCUACAGUGAGAGGACCUCAUUUGGUCACUGCUUACAAGCUUAGUGGUCUCUCUGGUUACAGGUAAAUAGUUAGUAUAGCCUCGCAAAUUCGGGUCUGCUGCUACCAAAUUGACUUUUGAUGUUAAACAGUAUAGGUGUGAAGUGAAAUUUUUCGAUGGUGCGCAUUUGCAGACUUCGAACUUGUGAGGGUAGAUAAGUUGACAGGUUCAGUCGCACAAAAAAAGCAAUCUGCAACCAGGCGUUUCUUCCCGCGAAGAGCCAACACCUUGUUGCAGUUUGCCAGGGAAACUUGGGACAAUCCACACACCAUAGGCUAGAUCGUUUACAAAUCGUAAGCGUACGAAGACUUCGAGACCAAUCUACGACGCAGUUUCAUCGUUGGAGGAGCACGAAUUAAGCCGUAUUAGCCUGCGAAGUAAUCACGAGAAUGCUAUAAUGCCGAAUAUUUCGGGGACGCACAUGUGGAGGCCCACCAUACCUCGAUAUGCGUGACCCUGAAUGGCAUUCAUGUGAAAAUUUCGCUGAUUAUAAAUAGUCUUUAAGUAAGUAGCAGGAGAGGAUACUCUGGUCGUGGCAUAGUUGACACUUAGACGAUUUGAUUUGUCUUCCUGUUAAUUUUGCCUCGCUGGGGAGUUUUCUUCUUAGGAAGCCCUGCAUUGCACUACGCAGGCACAGAUCGUCUACAAAUGGUAGGCGUACGUAGUCUUCAAGUCGACGGUUCGUGGUUAUUGGUUUCUUCGUUUUUUUUUUCUCCUGGAGUGGUCAGCGGUGUUCUAUGCCCGACAGUUCUUGAAGUACGUCAUGACUGGGAUUGAACCCUAUGCAGCGCACUGUUCAAGUAAUAUUUGCUUUGUAUAUGAUGAAAAUGUGAAUAAAAUUGAUUUUAUUGCGUUGUAUUGUAUUGUUGGUCCAGUACUAGAGCAAGGAAAGAUGCCGGCCGAAGAAAGAAGAGCAAAGAACUUCAACAGCCAUAGAAAGAUAGUCUUGUAGUCCAAUUACUUAAGUAGGCGAGUUAGCUGCCUUUGCAGCCAUGAACAGAUGGUCCAUGUUGGACCAAACCGGACAAUGAUGAUAACGAUAAUGAUGAUGAUGACGACGAUGGUGAUGGUGAUGACGAUGACCAUGAUGAUCGUUUACACUAA